Messenger RNA from Cajanus cajan (pigeon pea), 1867 nucleotides. Its product is annotated as homeobox protein knotted-1-like LET6. Gene Ontology annotation, cellular component: nucleus. The record is from RefSeq and is a predicted model, not a curated record. Gene Ontology annotation, molecular function: DNA binding; DNA-binding transcription factor activity, RNA polymerase II-specific. NCBI's taxonomy places the organism in Eukaryota, Viridiplantae, Streptophyta, Magnoliopsida, Fabales, Fabaceae. Gene Ontology annotation, biological process: regulation of DNA-templated transcription.
UAAGCAAAUGCUGAAAAUGAGAUAAAUAUAAGGUGUAUAAAGCACUUUUUCUCUCUCUUUGGUGUCCAUGAUGUGAGUGAGUGAGAGAUAUCCAACAAUAGUACGCACAAACAGUGGUAGUGCAUAGACCUAAGAGGGUGAGUUUCACAUACACAUGGAUACAUCUUUCAUUGGGAAGGAAAACUCUGAGUUAAGUUGCAGAGACACACGUUAACCCUGUGUGUAGCCUCUGUGUCUCCACCUGCAUUUAACACACAGCACAGCACUGGUGGUGUUUGAGUUUAUGUGUAAGAGAGAGAGAGAGAGAGAGAGAGAGUGAGACUAAGAUUAAGCAACACUGUUGAUGCACAGAACGAAGAAGCUAGACUACACAUUCCCAAGGGAGGAGGACUCUGAAUCUGAAUCUGAUUCCACUACCUUUUACAGGCUAUAGAGCCAAGAGCCCAAAAAUCCCUAUUGUUCUGACUGACCAUCCAUUUAGGUUCUUUGGAGUUUUCUACAAAAAAAAGACUCAGAUUUUUUAGCUUCAUUUCCGGGAGUACUCUCUGGACAAUUAUAUGCAGUGCUCUUUUUGAGAAAACAGUAAGGUGGGGACUAGGAACAACUGAUCCCAGCCAAAGAGGGUUUGGAGGGAACAGUUGCAGUGAGCUUUCUUCGAUGGACAUGAUGAACAUGGAAACUAAUAGGAAGUUUCUUUCUCUGCCUCUCAGUAACAACCCUGGUCCCCAAAUGCACAGUGAUAAUAGAAGGGUACCUGUCACUGCUAGCAAUAGCAUCGCUCAGGAUCAUCACUACAGCCACCACAACCCCACCGACACUUGCAGUGUGAGGGAUAAAAUCAUGGCACAUCCUCUUUUUCCUCGCCUCUUGUCCUCUUACCUCAAUUGCCUCAAGGUUGGAGCACCUCCUGAAGUGGUGGCUAGCUUAGAGGAGUCAUGUGCCAAGUGUGAAUCCUUGAAUGCAUCAUCAGGAAGGACAGGAAGUGGUUCAAUAGGUGAAGAUCCAGCUCUGGACCAGUUCAUGGAGGCCUACUGUGAGAUGCUUAUUAAGUACGAGCAAGAGCUCACAAAACCCUUUAAGGAAGCCAUGCUUUUCUUCUCAAGAAUUGAGUGUCAGCUCAAAGCCCUAGCAGUUUCAUCAGAUUUUGGUCAAAGUGAAUCAUCUUCACAGAAUGAGGUUGAUGUGCAUGAAAACAACCUAGAUUCUCAAGCUGAAGAUCGUGAACUCAAAGUCCAGCUUUUGCGCAAGUAUAGUGGAUACCUAGGGAGCCUGAAGAAGGAAUUUUUGAAGAAGAAAAAGAAUGGAAAGUUGCCAAAGGAAGCUCGCCAACAACUACUUGAUUGGUGGAACAGGCAUUACAAAUGGCCUUACCCUUCGGAGUCACAAAAGCAGGCUCUUGCAGAAUCCACAGGCCUAGAUCUGAAGCAGAUCAAUAAUUGGUUCAUCAAUCAGAGAAAACGUCAUUGGAAGCCUUCUGAGGAUAUGCAAUUUGCUGUGAUGGAUGCAACUAACUACUAUAUGGAAAACGUUAUGUGCAAGCCAUUUCCCAUGGAUGGCAUGCCUAUGCUUCUUUAGCACAAUCGCCUCCAAAACCUGAGCAGAAAACCCUAUCUAUUUUGAAAUCGUUAAUUAGGUUGACAAGUUGCUAUGAUAUGUCAUUGAAUAUUGAUGCAUGUUUUACUUUAAAUUGUAGAAAAAGCAGGAUGAAAAUCCACGUUAUCCUGAACUGCAAUCUAUGUAAGUGAGCAUGAAUCUAACUAUGUGGUAUUUAUAUAUAUCUAUCUCUUUGUGGAGCAUCGCUAGAGAUCGAUGCUUGUCGUGUAUGCGUUUUGUGUUAUUUCCUAAAUUUAAUGAAUAUAAUUUGUUU